AUGGUGGGGACGCUGGCGCUGCCCGAGGGGCCCGAGCCGCUGGACAGGAAGCGGCGCGGCGAGCGGGUGCUGGACAGCCCCGACUCCGGCCUGCCGCCCAGCCCCAGCCAGUGGCUGCUGGCCGCCGGCCCCGAGCGCGCUGCGCCCCCCGGGCUGCCCGAGUCGGACGCCGCGGGCCAGGCGCCGCCGAAUGCUGUGUUCUCCCCCAACCCGCUGCUCUCCAGCUGCCCUGCGAGGUUAUGCCCUUUAUCCUUUGGCGAAGGAGUUGAGUUUGACCCUCUGCCACCAAAGGAAAUAAGGUACACCUCCUCGGUGAAGUAUGACUCAGAGAAGCACUUCAUCGAUGAUGUCUAUAUGCCUGUGGGGUUAGGCAUUUCCUCGUGCAGCCAAACGGUUGUCUGCAUCCCUGAUUGCACAUGGCGCAGUUACAAAGCCGAGGUCCACUUUGAGCCUCGGAACAAGCCCCUGCGUUUCGCCAGCACCACCAUUGUCUACCCAAAGCACACCAAAACUGUGUACACCACCACUCUGGAUUACAACUGCAGGAAGUCCAUGCGGCGGUUCUUGUCCAGCAUAGAGCUGGAGUCUGCAGAAUACCCUGGGAAUGAUUACCUCCUGGAUGGCUGCUGACUGACACCUGUCUCUCUUGCUAUGAUCCAUCCUAGUUCCUUUCUACUGUACUGUACUAACUCUCCACUAGCUAAAGUGGGUAAAAAAACCUAAUUGCCCAGUCACUCUAAGGGAACCUUACCUGUCGCUACCUCUGACCCAGCUCAUAAAUUCAGCUUUAAGCGUCAAAAUGGCCUGCAUUUAAUU
This is a messenger RNA of Emys orbicularis (European pond turtle), 816 nucleotides long. It is a transcript of the gene RFLNB, whose product is annotated as refilin B. The transcript has 3 exons. Gene Ontology annotation, biological process: negative regulation of chondrocyte development; skeletal system morphogenesis; negative regulation of bone mineralization involved in bone maturation. Gene Ontology annotation, molecular function: filamin binding. NCBI's taxonomy places the organism in Eukaryota, Metazoa, Chordata, Testudines, Emydidae. The record is from RefSeq and is a predicted model, not a curated record. Bases 1 to 630 code for a protein of 209 amino acids. Gene Ontology annotation, cellular component: actin filament bundle.